Stylonychia lemnae is the source of this 1416-nucleotide messenger RNA. NCBI's taxonomy places the organism in Eukaryota, Ciliophora, Spirotrichea, Sporadotrichida, Oxytrichidae. The record is from the annotation of a GenBank genome assembly.
AUGAAAAAUUUGAGAAACUAUUCUUCAGAGUCCUCGUAGGACGAACAAAAUUGCUAGUCUCCAGCAUUAAAGCAUAGAAUGCAUAAUCUCAAUCUCAGCUCUAAUUCUUUGACGCUCCUCAACCAAAAUACUUUUAGAAGCUAGCCUCUAAACCCACUUUUGAAAGAAAUAGAUGAGGAUAAAAUGAGAUUGUCAGAUCAAAUAAAUAAUUCAGAGAACAGAUACAAUGAAAAACUCAUAAAAUAAAAUCAUAUCCUACAAAAUCAGAAUUAAUACUAGAAUCCUGAAUUUCUUGCAUAGAAAGGAAUAUAGCAACCCAAACCUCUAAAGUUUAUCCCAACCUUAGCUUUAAUGAAUUAGAAUAUGUACCAGAUUGCAGCAAUAAGACAAAUGAUGAUCAAUAAUUAAUAAUAGAAGGAUGCCUAGCUCUUCCGAGAUAGGAGACUUAGUUCUGACAACUUAAUAACUUAAAGCACAUAAUCAAACAGUUAAAUCUCUCCAAAUAUCAGUACAAAGAUUACGAUAAACCAGAGAAUAGGGCAUGCUAUUGACUCAUCCUCAGGUUCUUAUGGGUCAGUUGCUUAAAUUGAUACUGAAAUGAGCUAUAAUAACAGUCAAGGAGGGUCUAAUGGUUUGGAAAGAGGUUAGAAUUCUAGAGAUGAAAGUAUUUCAAGUUCUGGGUACUCCUUAGAGGGAGAAUGUUCUCUAACACGUGACCAGAGACAUCAAAAGAUCAGGUCUUACUGGGAAAAGAAGAAGAGAAGAAAGAGUCAAAAGCACGUGAGAUAUGAGUGCAGGAAAAAUCUUGCCGAAAAAAGAUUCAGAUUCCAGGGACGAUUUGUAAAAUUUGAGCAAAUCUCUGAAUUAGACCCAGAUAUGGUUUAUAACCCUAACCAAAAAGCCGAGCCUAAAACUAAGCCAAUAUUCAAAGUCACUAAAAAUGCACAGCCCCCACGAGAUAGAAGCAGAAAAAGCUCUAUGUCAGGUGGAAGUAUUGGAGAAUAAACUUAUCUAGCUGAUUUGGAGCGUUAGGCAGACUAACUCAACCUAUUCUCUAGUGGUUAAGAUUUCAAUAUGUGUGGUGCUUAUGACUAAGAAACAUUUGGUAGUCAUUCGAGUACUUUAGGUAUUCCAGGCUUCAAUAUUGGUCAAAGUAUGAUACCCAUCAGGCUCAUGUAAAAAGUCAAUUAGCCGAACGGGGGAAUCUUUAUGGGUUCUAAAGGUGGACUUACCACUUAAAAUUACUCUUUCUCUCAUUCAAAUUAGACUAAGUAAUAAAAACAUUCUUAUUCAAAAUAAGAAAGCUUUGAAAUGAAAGUUGACUAGACUAGUAGUGACUAAUAAGUUCAAUUAGAGUAAUAGUUAUAAAUGGAGGAGAAGAACUUCUAUGAAGACUAUUACGAAAGAUUAGUGUGA